Molecule: messenger RNA, 522 nt
Organism: Aegilops tauschii subsp. strangulata
Lineage: Eukaryota; Viridiplantae; Streptophyta; Magnoliopsida; Poales; Poaceae
Source: RefSeq, a predicted model, not a curated record
AUGGGCCUGGUACCAGCGGAUCGCGGCCUUCCUUUAGCAGCAGGGGUUCCGGUCCACAUGGUCCGAUGCCUCCCUGUUUGUUUAUCACCAGGGCACCGCCACCGCGUACCUCCUCCUCUCGUCGACGACAACAUCUUGACUGCGUCCUCGCCAGCGCUGCUUCAGCAGAUCACAUCACGCCUCGGCACCGAGUUCGCCCUCAAGGACAUGGGGGCUCUCCACUACUUCCUUGGCAUCGAGGUUGUUCGCCGGGCCACUGGCUUCUUCCUGCAUCAGCAGAAGUACGCCUACGAGCUUCUGGAGCGAGCCGGCAUGCUUAACUGCAAGCCUGCUCCCACGCUUGUCGACACGAAGGCUAAGGCGUCCGCCGUCGAGGGUUCUCCGGCGUCUGAUGCUCCCUUCUACCGCUCCUUCGUCGGUGCUCUUCAGUACCUCACACUGACGCGUCCGGACAUUCAUUACACUGUCCGGCAGGUGUGCCUUCACAUGCAUGCUCCUCGUGAUACUCAUUGGCUCUGGUGA